AGUGUAUCUCGGUAAAAUGGCUGUAUGAGCCUCGUGCUGGUGUGAUCCGUUCCUCCGCUGUAGUCUAGUUCUGUAAUAGAACCCCCACAAAUUCUGUGUUGGUUAAAUUCAUUAAGAGGAACUGAAUUUAAAUUAAUAGUUAUUGUAAAAACUGUGCUGACGGUGCAGUCCGGAUUCGGUCCGGCGUAAGGGGUGGGGAUGACUCGGGUCACGGGUAAAUUGGUGUAAAACUAUUGUAUUUACAUUCAAUGUUGAGCGUUUGAUUGUGAGUGACUUGCCGAGAGGGAGAGAGGGGUAUCAUGGCCGCUCAGGUCGCCAGCGCUACCUCUCUCAACACCAGCCCGCCUUCCGAGCUAAAAAAACCGGAUCGAGACCCAAAGGAGGAGUCGGUACCGGGGGAGAAGCAGCAGGAAAAUAAGGAGCCGGGACUGGAGAGCGGAUCUCCGGGCCGUGGAGAACUGCACGACCGGGCCGAUGUUGGAAAUGCUGGGGGAGGAGGGGAAUCGGAGAUGAAGAACGGGAACGGGAAUCCUAGGGUAAAUAAUAAUCAAAAUGAUACCACGGGAUCCGAGGGGAAUAACCACCCCGGGAUGGUACAUCAUCACGCGUCUGCUUUUCCACCACCUUCCUACGGUUACAGUCAGCACUAUGGACGGGCCCCUUUUCAUCAACAUGGCGGACAACAAAGCCCUGGCAUGGCAGCUGCAGCGGGGCCAGCCGCGCUGUCGAGCAACAUGAUGGACCCGUAUCAGCCAAACUCCCACGAACACGGCUUCACUAACCAUCAGUUCAACAGCUACAACCCAUUCUCCAACCGAGCACCAUACCCAGGCCAAGGAUACGCCAUGAACUCCCCGCGUAAUACUCAAGCUCAGGCGGUAGGGGGGCAGUCAGCCAAGCAACAGCCAGCGGGAGGAUCUACAGCUAUGGCUGCAUCGUAUAAUAAUCAGAGGUAUAAUAUGGGAAAUCCACAGCCAACAUCCACACCAACUCUAAACCAGCUUCUAACUUCCACAAGCUCGACCAGGGGAUACGCUAACUACCCACCGAACGACUACAACAACCAGGAAGGUGCUAACAAGGGACCAGCAGAUAUUGGCAGUAGUGGCCAGUAUGGUGGGGGCCAUCCGGGUUGGCAACAAAGAACCCAUCACCCGCCGCCCAUGAGCCCGGGAAGUACAGUGCAGCCCCUUGGUAGAAACCAGGCGCCAGGCUCUAUGGAUCAGAUUGGAAAAAUGCGCGGUCCGCUAUAUGGAGCAGGAAACCCUUACUCCCAGCAGCCUCACCAAGGCCCUCCAGGUGGUCAGCAGGGACCUGGUUAUCAAGGCCAGAGCUAUGGGCAACCUGGCCCUCAGAGAUACCCCAUGGGCAUGCAGGGGCGCAUGCAGUAUGGACAGCAGAUGGCACCAUAUGGACAACAGGCACCAGGGGGCUAUGGACAACAGGGACAGCAGCCCUAUUACGGUCAGCAGGCCCAGGGUCCUCACUCUGCCCAGCAGCAGACACCGUACCCUCAGCCUCCCCCUAGCCAACCAGUCAGCACAGCCCCCUACUCCCAGCAGCCUCACCCACCCCAGCCAUCUGCCCCUCACGGACAGGGUGGCCCUACCUACCAACAGCCUCACAUGCCACAGCAGUCCCAGGGGCCAAUGUCAGGCCCACCACAGGGCCAAACCCAGUCGCAGCCCCCAUACUCUCAGCCCCCUUCAGCACCGCCCAGCCAGUCUCCUUACCCCCAACAGCAGGCACCCUCGUCUCAGCCUACACCACAGGGUGCCUCCCAGGUGCCACCGGUUUCACAGGGCCAACCCAGCUACCCACCCGGACAAGGUCCCCAACAGCCAUCUUCACAGCAGCCUCCGCAAGCCCCUGCUCCUGCUUCACAGCAGCCCCCCGGGCAUGGCCAGCCCACGUCAUACCCCCAGAGUGCUUCGCAGCAGCAACAGUCUGCUUACCAGCGCUUUCCUCCUCCUCCUCAGGAGAUUUCCCAGGAGUCCUUCAGCUCUCAGUCCAGUGCUCCUCCCUCUAGCCAACCUGUGGCCUCCACCAAGAGUGGCUCUGACGACAUGCAGGGCAGGCCUUCCAGUCUACCUGACCUGUCGGGGUCUAUCGAUGACCUGCCCACAGGUACAGAGGGAGCUCUUAGUCCUGGUGUCAGCACGUCUGGAGUGUCGAGCAGUCAGGGCGAGCAGAGCAAUCCAGCCCAGUCACCCUUCUCCCCCCACACCUCCCCUCACCUGCCUGGCAUCCGAGGCCCUUCGCCCUCUCCCGUCGGCUCACCCGCUAGUGCCACAGCCUCUCGCUCCGGCCCCCUCUCUCCAGCCACCAUGCCAGGAAACCAGAUGCCUCCUCGCCCCCCUAGUGGUCAGUCUGAUGGCAUCUUGCACCCUUCUAUGAAUCAGCCUGGCAUGGGCCAGGAGAGAGGAUUUAUGCAAAGGAACCCUCAGAUGGCACCUUACAGCUCUCCCCAGUCUGGCUCUGCCCUGUCCCCCCGCCAGUCGCCUGCGACUCAGAUGCAUGCUGGGAUGGGGCCUUAUCAGCAGAAUAGCUCAAUGGGUAGCUAUGGGCCUCAGGGUGCCCAGUAUGGUCCACAAGGUUACUCCAGGCAGCAAGGAUACAGUGGCAUGCCCAAUGCCAACUAUCCAGGCCCUGGCAUGGGUGGCUCAAUGAAUCCUGUUCCUGGACAAGGAGGAGGGGCAACGUUUAGUGGCAUGCCACCUGGUAGGAUGCCCCCUGGACAGAUGGGUGCCCGUCCCUAUGGUCCCAACAUGGGUCCCAACAUGGGUCCCAACAUGGGUCCCAACAUGGGUCCCAACAUGGGUCCCAACAUGGGCAAUAUGCCCCCACAGGUGGGUUCUGGGAUGUGCCCACCACCAGGCCUCAACAGGAAGCCCCAGGAAGCAGCUGUUGCCAUGCAGCAUGGAGCUACUAAUUCUAUACACAACAGACUGCCUGGUUACCCCAACAUGUCUCCUAGCAUGAUGGGGUCAGGGCCUCCAUAUGGGCCCUCCAUGAACAAUAUGGCAGGAAUGAUGAACACCCAGGGAACGCCCUACCCCAUGGGUGGAAACAUGCCCAAUAAUAAUAGUGGCAUGUCCCCUGGUCCAGAAUUUGGUAUGGAUGGGAAACUGAACCAGGCACAGAAAAUGAAUAACAAAGUCGAGGGGACACCUAAGGCAGAUUCGAAAUCCAAGAAGUCAAGUUCAUCCACAACAACCAAUGAGAAGAUCACACGUCUGUAUGAGCUGGGCUCUGAGCCAGAGCGAAAGAUGUGGGUGGACCGUUAUCUAGCAUUCAUCGAGGAGAAGGCCAUGGGCAUGAACAACCUGCCUGCCGUGGGCCGCAGGCCCCUGGAUCUCUUCCGCCUCUAUGUGUCUGUCAAGGAGAUUGGAGGCCUCACACAGGUGAACAAGAAUAAAAAGUGGAGGGAGCUUGCUACAAGCCUGAAUGUUGGUACUUCCAGCAGUGCAGCCAGCUCGCUAAAGAAGCAGUACAUUCAGUGUCUGUACGCUUUUGAAUGCAAGAUUGAGCGCGGUGAAGAUCCACCGCCUGACAUCUUGUCUACAGAGAGCAAAAAGAACCAGGCAAAAGUUCAGCCACCCUCCCCAGCCGGAUCUGGUUCCCUGCAGGGACCUCAGACGCCUCAGUCUACAAGCAGCUCCAUGGCUGAGAGUGGAGACCUGAAGCCCCCUACGCCUGCUUCAACACCACACAACCAGAUGCCCGCGAUGCCAAGCGGCAGGAGCAGUGUGAACCUUCAGGAUCCAUUUGCAGAGAGCAAUGAUCCAGCCUUCUCUAGGAGAAACACUAUGACCCCCAACUCUGGCUACCAGUCUGGCAUGAGCACUCCUGAGAUGCCUGGUCGCAUGGGCCCUUAUGAGCCCAACAAGGACCCAUUCAGUGGCAUGCGCAAAGUUGGGGAGCCGUUCAUAUCUGGUGGACAGGGUCCCAACAGCAACAACAACCUUGGAGAGCAGUUUAACCGUGGACCGGGUGGUGCCAUUGGGAAUAUGCCCAUGGGCCAGAGACCACAAUAUCCAUAUGGGCCAGGUUUUGACAGAAGGCCAGAGUCAGGAAUGGGCCCAGAAGGCAAUAUGGGGUCUGCAGUAACACAGCCAAACAUGAUACCUUCCAACACUGACACUGGGAUGUAUUCACCAAAUCGCUACCCUGGACAGCAACAGCGGAUUGAUUCCUAUGGUAAUCAGUAUCCCGGUCAGAGUGCGCCUCCUGGUGGUUCAUACCCAAAUCAGCAACCGGGAAUGUUUCCACAGCAGCAACCGAACUACAAGCGACCAGGGGAGGGAGCCUACCCUGCUGCCAAGCGACAUCACGACAGUGAGAUGUACAGUGGGCCGUUCAGUGGCCAGCAGCAACAGCAGCAACCUCAGGUUCCUCCUACCGGUCCCUCAUCAGCUCAGCAGGAGAUGUUCAACCAGUAUAGCGGAUCAUACCCCGGAUCAGAACGCCGCCCUACUGGACCACAGAACCAGUUCCCCUUUCCCUUUGGGAGGGAUCGUAUGCAAGCUGCAUCAGUCCCUAACUCCCAGGGCACCAUGCCCCCUCAGAUGAUUGGCAGCUCCAUGCAGCCUGGCCCCGACGGCCCCCAGGCUGGGAUGUGGCAAGGCCGAGGCGAGAUGGCAUUCCCCAACUAUCCUAACCGACAGGGUCCCCCAGGUGGCCCCACACAAGGCCCUGGCUACCAUGGCAUGAAUCGUUCUGAAGAGAUAUUGUCAUCUGAACAGCGUGUUAAUCACGAGGGGCAGUGGGCAGGGCCGCGGCAGCCUCCCUACGGCCCAGCCGGGGCAGGCCCGCCCAUGAGUCGUCCCUUGCAGUCCAACUAUCAACCUCCCCAACCCAUGCAGAACCACAUUCCGCAGGUGUCCAGCCCAACACCAAUGCCCCGGCCAAUGGAGAGCAGGACUUCCCCCAGUAAAUCCCCUUACAUGCACAGCAACAUUAAGAUGCAGAAGGCAGGUCCCCCAGUCCCUGCCUCCCACAUCAUCCCCUCCCCUGUCCAGCCCCCGCUAAUGAGAAGAGACCCUCCAUUCCCACAAGGCUCUGUGGAGGCUACACAGCCUGUUCUCAAGCCACGCAGGCGGCUUACCAUGAAGGAUAUUGGUACACCAGAGGCAUGGAGAGUUAUGAUGUCACUAAAAUCUGGUCUGCUGGCUGAGAGCACAUGGGCUCUUGACACUAUUAACAUCCUUCUGUAUGAUGACAACAGUAUCUCCAAUUUUAACCUUAUUCAGCUCCCUGGCUUCUUGGAAUUGAUAGUGGAGUAUUUCAGGCGUUGCCUAAUUGAGAUCUUUGGCAUUCUGGGGGAAUAUGAAGUUGGUGACCCAGGACAGAGAACUCUGUUGGACCCCAGUGCGCUCCAAAAAGAAGUGAAUGGUGAGGAUGAAGAGGAGCAAGUGAUGGAGGCUAUGGAAGACAAUGGUGAAACAGAAGAGGAAGAUGAAGACGACUCAUCACCACAGCCAGAAGAACGUUUGUCAGUACCACAGCCUCAAGUACAACUAGAGCAGAGGAUGGAUGAGUCAAAGAAAAAUGAGGAUGGUAAAAUGACUGUCAAGGUCUUGCCUACAGAGUUGAAAACAUUAGAGCCACCCUCCCUGGAUCCAGCUGUAGCACAAGAGAAGCCAAAACAGGCCAGCAAGUUUGACAAGCUUCCACUAAAGGUGGUGAAAAAGAAAGAUCCAUUUGUGGUGGACUGCUCUAACAAGCUGGGCCGGCUUCAGGAGUUUGAUAGUGGCCUAGUGCAUUGGAGUAUUGGUGGGGGUGACACUACAGAGCACAUUCAGACCCAUUUUGAGAGAAAGACAGAUUUGUCGCAGCCACACAUGCAGCUGCUGCCCACCAAAACAUCUGGAAGGAGGGUGUCUGAAAAUAGGGAGAGUGAGGUGCUUGGAGUGCCCUCUGUUAGUGCAGAGCGAAGGAAAGAAGAAGAGCAGAGGUCCUCUCAGCAGUCUUCCUCAGGGAAGCUGACAGAUGGCAUUUCAGAUGCAAGGGAAGAGAAGCCGUCUAAUGGUCCUGAGACUGCCCUGGAGGCACUAUUGCUGAAGGAUAAAGAGAAAGAGGGACCAGAGAGAACAAUCCGGGAAAUCAGCAAGCUGUCUCUCCCCCACUCCAGCUCUCCCUCACCAAAUCAGUACUUGGUCACCAUUUUGGAGGAUGAGCCCCACAGCAAGGAUGAGGCGCCGCUGAUCAUGCUCUCCAGUUGGCAGGACUCACUCACCCGCCGCUGCGUCUGUGUCUCCAACAUCGUUCGCAGUCUCUCCUUUGUUCCGGGCAACGACUUGGAGAUGUCCAAGCAUCCGGGACUGCUGCUGCUCCUGGGCCGUCUUGUUCUGCUUCACCACUGGCACCCCGAGCGCAAGCAGGCGCCACUGACCUAUGAGAAAGAGGAGGAAGCCGACGAGGACGUGGGCCGCUUCAAGGAGGAGUGGUGGUGGGACUGCCUGGAGCUUCUAAGAGAGAACUGCUUGGUCACGCUGGCGAACAUCUCAGGCCAGCUGGACUUCUCCAUCUACCCGGAGAGCAUCUGCCUGCCGCUGCUCGACGGCCUGCUCCACUGGGCGGUCUGCCCGUCGGCCGAGGCCCAGGACCCCUUCCCUACUCUUGGGCUCAAUGGGGCUUUGUCUCCACAGAGACUGGUCCUAGAGACCCUCAGUAAACUCAGCAUCCAGGACAAUAAUGUGGACCUUAUUCUAGCAACGCCUCCCUUCAGUCGACUAGAGAAGCUUUUUGGGAACCUUGUACGCCUGGUUGGGGAACGAAAGGUACCCGUAUGCCGAGAGAUGGCCGUAGUGCUGCUGGCCAACCUCGCCCAGGGUGACAACAUGGCAGCCCGAGCCAUUGCGGUACAAAAGGGCAGUAUAGGGAACCUUUUAGGCUUUCUUGAGGACAGUUUAGCAGCCACACAGUUUCAACAAAGCCAGGGGUCCCUGCUGCACAUGCAGGGUGCGCACUUUGAACCUACUAGUGUGGACAUGAUGCGUCGGGCUGCUCGGGCCUUGCACGCCCUCGCUAAGGUGGAGGAGAACCACUCUGAAUUUACGCUCUACGAGUCACGGCUACUGGACCUCUCUGUCUCUCCUCUUAUGAACUCUUUAGUGUCCCAUGUCAUCUGUGAUGUACUCUUUCUGAUUGGCCAGUCAUGACAGCUGUGGGGAGCGGUGGCUCCACAUUCUCUGAUUUUCGUUCUCUCCUCUCAGCCGUUCUCCCUUGGUGUGCAGGGAAUGAAAAGCAGAGAAAAAUGACUGUUUCCCUUUUUUAAUUUAUGCAAGCCCCUUCGGAUUCCACCCUUUUGUUCCCCUUUUUGCUGUGUCUCACUUUGGGGAGGAUAUCACAAAUUAGCUGUGGAUCAUGAACCAGAGCCUCAAAAAGCCGACACAAACUGUAACCCUGAUGCCAACUAAAUGUUAUGGACAGGGACCCAAGUUUUAUGUGCUGCCCAAGGGGUGGGAGGGUGGGUUACUUUUUAUAGCUAAAUAAAUGAAUGAAUAAAACAAAUAGCAUAAAAUGUCUUGACCAAAGUUGCUGUCUCGUUUACAGUGAGUUUGGGGUAAAUUGUGCCCUUGCUCUCCCCUGGAGGGUACUAUGAUCACACGUAUCUGGUUCGUAUUUGGAGUCCGAUUAGACAAGUGAGGUCUCUGUGGGGUGGUAACUAUGUGUGAUACUGCACAUUCAGCCCCACAGGAGCCACUUUAUCAGCCGUGAGCAGGAUACUCUUACGUUGGGGGCCUGUGCAGUAGAUUGUAGACAUUUUCUGUACAGCUCUGUGCUCCAUUUUCCUUAUGACUGUAAACAUACUGCAGCACUGUUUCACAUGGAGAAAUGUUGGCUCAGCAGCUCCACUAGUUUUUAAAAAGUUUUUAAAAUUUAGUUUGAUGGUAAAGAGAGAAAGGCUUUCUCCCCAAAGUAUCGAGAACCUCGGACAUCCUUACCUCCUCUCUCUAACCCCUUGAUUGUAUGACUUGACCCUUAAUGAAAUCACUUCCUAGGACUGAUUUUCAACUUAAGAUACAGCCCAGGCUGUGAUGUAUAUAAGAUGUUGUACAUUACACUUCUUUUUUCUCUGUCUCUUUCUUGCCCUCUGUCUUUCACUCUUAUGCUUCACACUUUUUAUCUAUGAAGAAUGAAAGUGAACACUCAAGUUGGGUUCAUUGCAUAAAAUCCUUGGGUAUAUAAAAGGAACCACCUUUUGGCCUCCCCACAGUUUUACCAUAGUACAGCAAACACAAAUAUUUUAAUUUCAUCUCCUGGUACAACAAAAAUAAACUCUAGAUGAAGAAACACAGUUCAGUUUGUUUUUUUGUUUUUUUUGUUUUUUGUUUGUUUUUUUUUUUCCUCCAGUGAUAUGAUUUCUGCAUAUUUGUAUUUCAGACUAUGUAGCUAAAACUUAAUGUAAAUUCCUCCUUUCCCCCCUUUUGGCUCAAUGAAUAUCAUUUAUUCAGUAUGAAAUCUUUAUACUAUAUGUUCCAUGUGGUAAGAAUAAAUGUACAUUAAAUCUUCGUAAGAUG
Messenger RNA from Electrophorus electricus (electric eel), 8525 nucleotides. RefSeq names its product AT-rich interaction domain 1Aa (gene arid1aa). The record is from RefSeq and is a predicted model, not a curated record. Gene Ontology annotation, biological process: positive regulation of DNA-templated transcription; chromatin remodeling; regulation of transcription by RNA polymerase II. Gene Ontology annotation, cellular component: brahma complex; nBAF complex; nucleoplasm. Lineage: Eukaryota; Metazoa; Chordata; Actinopteri; Gymnotiformes; Gymnotidae. Gene Ontology annotation, molecular function: nucleosome binding; DNA binding.